Uloborus diversus is the source of this 2251-nucleotide messenger RNA. Its product is annotated as histone-arginine methyltransferase CARMER-like. Bases 175 to 1998 code for a protein of 607 amino acids. The transcript is spliced from 14 exons. Gene Ontology annotation, biological process: peptidyl-arginine methylation. The record is from RefSeq and is a predicted model, not a curated record. Gene Ontology annotation, molecular function: protein-arginine N-methyltransferase activity. Lineage: Eukaryota; Metazoa; Arthropoda; Arachnida; Araneae; Uloboridae.
UAUUGUUACUUUGUCUGUGGAUGUCUUGAUAAUGAGAUCUGUAUCAUUGUGUGUAAAUGUACUUUUUCCUGUGAUGUUUCUAUUUUUAACGUGAGAAAACACCAGUAACUCUUAGUAAAUUGUAUCUUUGUCGUUAUUUUUGAUUUUUAGAGCAGUUAAUUAAUUGCGAUAAAUAUGGCGGCUAUAUUUGAAGACGUGCUUGUUUCAUCUUUGUCCGAAGAAAUGAAGAAAACUGAAAAAAUACCUUUUCCUGUGACUCUUCAUGUAGCUGACGAGUUUGAAAAUUUAAAUUUACUUUUUAAACCAAGUGGCACAAAUGGUCUGGAUUCCCUCCUUGAAGUAGUUUUUGACAAAGAUACUGACGGUGCAAAAAUGGGAAGUCAUUCUUAUAUUGUUUCUAAAGAUGUUUCUUCAAUCCAUUUACAGUACAACAAUGCAAAUGAUCUUUCUAGAUUCAAAGCCAUAGUUGAUGGGUUUCGAAACGGAAGGAAUUCCAUGUUUUCCAUUCGGACGGAUGAUUCUUCAGCGACUCAAUAUUUUCAGUUUUACAGUUAUUUAUCACAACAACAAAACAUGAUGCAAGAUUACAUUAGGACAUCUACAUACCAAAGAGCUAUUCUUGCAAACUUAGAAGAUUUUAAAGACAAAGUGGUUCUGGACGUUGGUGCAGGAUCUGGUAUUCUGUCCUUCUUUGCUGCUCAAGCAGGUGCUAGAAAAGUUUAUGCUGUUGAAGCUUCUUCCAUGGCAAAACAUGCUGAAACACUUGUGUAUCAUAACAAAUUGACUGGAAGGGUUGUCGUCAUUCCUGGAAAAAUCGAAGAAAUAACUCUUCCUGAAAUGGUUGACGUAAUAAUUUCCGAACCUAUGGGGUAUAUGCUUUUUAAUGAAAGAAUGUUGGAGACAUAUCUUCAUGCCAAAAAGUGGUUAGUCCCUAAUGGUAAAAUGUUCCCUUCAAGAGGUGAUUUACAUAUAGCACCUUUUAGUGAUGCUGCCUUGUAUAUGGAACAAUUAAAUAAGGCUAAUUUUUGGUACCAACAAUCAUUCCAUGGUGUAGAUUUAGCUAGUUUGCGCGAUGCUGCUGUUAAAGAAUAUUUUAGACAACCAAUAGUUGAUACUUUUGAUAUCAGUAUUUGUAUGGCCAAAUCGUUACGUCACACCGUAGAUUUUCUGGUAGCUCAAGAAACAGAUUUGCACAAAAUAGAUAUUCCUUUAAAUUUUGUUUUAAAUCAAACUGGUGAAAUACACGGUCUUGCCUUUUGGUUUGAUGUUGCUUUCUUUGGUUCAACGCAAACAGUUUGGUUAUCAACAGCUCCAACUCAACCUCUUACUCAUUGGUAUCAAGUUAGGUGUUUAUUAGAAACGCCUCUAUUCGCACAACGGGGACAGUCAGUCUCUGGUAAAGUGGUCCUUAACUCUAAUAAAAGGCAAAGUUAUGAUGUUGACAUCGAGUUGAUGAUUGAUGGAAGCAGUAUACGAGCUUUCAAUACCCUGGAUCUCAAAAAUCCGUUCUUUCGUUACACUGGGCAACCUCCACAGCCACCUCCUGGUUGUAACGAAACUUCUCCCAGUGAAGGUUAUUGGCAGACUUUAGAUGCCCAACAAUCCAACAAUACCAAUUUAGUAGUAAAUGGCAUAACUCUGAUGAAUGGUGAUACUGUGAUGGAUGCUCAUCCAGUACAGCAACACGUACCACACAGUCCUAUUGGCUCUCAACAAAGCAGCACAAUUAUACCUUUGGGUGAGUUAGGAAACUUACAAAAUUCAGGAAAUAGUCCAAAUAGUAGAACUACUUCAAGAAUUCAAGCAAGUGUUCCAACUAGUUCCAUUGGCGGUGGUAUUUCUCCAUCAUUGUUCACACAGCAACAGCAACAUGUUGUCCUGGGAAACACAACUCAUUUUCCUGUUAGUAAUAGUUUGAUGAUUGGAGAUUAUGCAACUCCAGGGAAUAUAGUCAUGCCAGGUCAAAUUGACUUAGUCAAUACAUUCAAGCAUUCAUAGAACUAUUUGUCAUCAGUAUUAAAAAACUGUAAUAGGGUUUUCAAUUCUCCACAACAGUCAAUUUGUAAAAUUUUGUGUUAGUUUUAGCAACAAAUUCAGUUGAAAAAAGCAAAUCAUACUACAAAGCCAACCAAAAAUAGAUUUGUUUUCCAGCAUUCCCAUGACAUUUGUUUUCUCGACUAAGUAUGGCAGCUUUGCUCUGUGGUACUGAUUACAAAGCAUAGAAAAUAUAGCACUCAACAUGUGAUAGAAA